Molecule: messenger RNA, 8986 nt
Organism: Amphiprion ocellaris (clown anemonefish)
Lineage: Eukaryota; Metazoa; Chordata; Actinopteri; Pomacentridae
Gene: gabbr1b
Product: gamma-aminobutyric acid (GABA) B receptor, 1b
Exons: 18
Coding region: 1045-3645 (866 amino acids)
Biological process (GO): gamma-aminobutyric acid signaling pathway; G protein-coupled receptor signaling pathway
Cellular component (GO): G protein-coupled receptor heterodimeric complex; membrane
Molecular function (GO): G protein-coupled GABA receptor activity
Source: RefSeq, a predicted model, not a curated record
UGGAGAAAGAGAAACGAGCGGUACUGGAUUGAAGGAUUGCAAAUUCAAAGUCGUUUGUGAAACAGGGGGACUGAACGUCCCUUCUCCUCCCCCUCUCUCUCCCUCUCUCUCUCCUCGUUGCUGCAGUCAGGGACAGUCUAACGCGGAGCUCCACUCUGCUGCCGUCAUUUCCCCUCCAGUCCAGCAGCACCGAGCCCACUUCCAGCGUCACAGCGACCCUGCUUACUAAUCGAGCAACCUCCUGUUACUCUUCGGUGGAUUAUUAAAAACAGACAUCUUAUCAACUGAGGUGUCGCCGUUCAACGUGUUACGCUGUAAUGAGGCUUUGGAUAGAGGAACUGUGAGCAUGUAGGCGAAGACGCAGAGAAGGGCACAGAAAUGACGGGAGGACUCGGACAGAAUAAAGCCCUCGGUGUCUGUCUUCGUGGGCUCAGUGUGGAUUUGGUUUAUUAAUCUUUCAUACGGAAGAAAUAGGACUCGGUGUUGUUCGAUGUGUUCUCUGAACAAGGCCAGAGGAGCAUGGAUAUCACGGAGCCUCCGCUAGUUUAGUUUCAGCACCGUGGACAGCGCUCAGAGCUGACAGCCUGAUUUACACACGAUCUCAACCCAGUAUACAAGUUGAGGAAGAUAAACAGCAACCUGAGGCUGUGAGCUGUCUCUGCUCACCUUUGCACUCCUGACUGAAUUAUAUGAGCUGCGUGAGAAUGGCGUGAGCCUUCACUUUAUUAAAGCAUUGAGGGUUUAUGAAGUUCUUCUCCAGGCAUAAAGCAAAUGAUCAUAAUUCUAGCAGGGCUGAUUUAGUUGGAGAGGAGCUGGAUGAGAUUGUGGUACAUAGACUGCAACGUGUUUGUCAGUGCUACUAAAAAAGCAGGCAAAUUAAUCACGUGUAUUUAAAGCAAAUUGGAAUUUGUCUGUGAGAGACAUCAGCUUGUGUUCAUGGGUAUUUCUUCCUCUUGAUCCACACCGUGCAGACUCCCAGUCAGCAGUACUGGAGGAAUACACUGACUUGUUCGAGCUCCACUGAGCCUCCAGCAUUCAGAAGCUAUGGCUCGGCUUUGCCAAAUCCUCCUCCUAAGAUCGGUACCCCGCUGCUCUCUGACCCUCACCCUCACUCUCAUCCUCUUCUGCUCCUGCCCAGCUCUAGGCAAGAAGAAGCUCUACAUUGGGGCCCUGUUUCCCAUGAGUGGAGGCUGGCCCGGAGGACAAGCCUGCCUCCCUUCCGCUCAGAUGGCCCUGGAUCUGGUGAAUAAGAGGACUGACAUACUACCCGACUACGAACUGGAGCUGAUACACUACGACAGUAUGUGUGAUCCUGGUGAGGCUACCAAGCUGCUGUAUGACCUUCUGUACACAGAGCCCAUUAAAAUUGUGCUGAUGCCAGGCUGCAGCUCUGUGUCUACACUGGUAGCCGAGGCAGCUCGCAUGUGGAACCUCAUAGUGCUAUCAUAUGGCUCCAGUUCUCCAGCACUGUCCAACCGCCAGCGAUUUCCAACCUUCUUCCGUACUCACCCAUCUGCCACCCUGCACAAUCCUACUCGAGUGCAGCUUUUCCAGAAGUGGAAAUGGACUAAGAUUGCCACCAUUCAACAAACAACAGAAGUUUUUACAUCAACACUGGAUGAUCUAGAGGAGAGGGUGAGGGAAGCAGGGAUUGAAAUCAGCGUACGUCAGAGUUUCCUCACCGACCCUGCUGUGGCUGUCAAAAACCUCAAGCGCCAAGAUGCCAGAAUUAUUGUUGGCCUGUUCUAUGAGACGGAGGCCAGGAAGGUCUUUUGUGAGGUGUACAAGGAGAAGCUGUAUGGGAAAAAAUAUGUUUGGUUCCUAAUUGGCUGGUACGCAGAUAACUGGUUUAAGAUCAAGGAUGCAUCCAUCAACUGUACUGUGGAGCAGAUGACAGAGGCUGUGGAGGGCCAUGUGACCACUGAGAUUGUCAUGCUCAACCCAGAGACAGUGCGAGGAGCCUCCAAGCUGACCUCUCAGGAGUUUCUAGCCCAGCUGAUGUCUAAACUUGGUGGUAAAAAUCCAGAAGAGACAGGUGGUUUCCAGGAGGCCCCACUGGCCUAUGAUGCUGUGUGGGCUCUAGCUCUGGCCCUCAACAAGACCGUGGGGCCCCUAAAAGCCAAGGGUCACCGUCUAGAAGAUUUCAACUACAACAAUCGAGAUAUCACUGUUGAGAUCUAUCGAGCAAUGAACACCAGUUCCUUUGAAGGAGUUUCAGGUCAUGUUGUCUUUGAUGCUCAAGGCUCUCGAAUGGCCUGGACUCUUAUUGAACAACUUCAAGGAGGGAGCUAUAAGAAGAUUGGAUACUACGACAGCACUAAAGGCAAUCUGUCCUGGUAUGGGAAUGACAAGUGGAUAGGCUCAGGACCCCCUGCAGAUCAGACGGUGGUCAUUGAAGAAUUUCGCUACCUGUCCCAGAAGCUUUUUGUUUCUGUCUCUGUCUUUGCUGGAUUGGGAAUCCUGCUGGGAAUUGUCUGUCUCACGUUCAACAUCUACAACAGAAAUGUCAGGUAUAUUCAGAAUUCUCAGCCCUACCUUAACAACAUGACUGCAGUGGGCUGCAUGAUGGCUCUGGCUGCCGUCUUCCCUCUGGGCAUUGAUGGCCUCCAUGUGCAUAGGAGGCAGUUUCCUGUUGUCUGCCAGUUCCGCCUGUGGCUGCUUGGUCUGGGUUUCAGCAUUGCAUAUGGCAGCAUGUUCACCAAGAUCUGGUGGGUUCAUGCCGUCUUCACCAAGAAGGAUGAAAAAAAGGAUAAAAGGAAGCACUUGGAACCAUGGAAACUCUAUGCUACUGUUGGUGUUUUGCUCUGCAUCGACAUCCUGUCCCUCAUAAUCUGGCAGAUUCUGGAUCCUUUACAUAUCACAGUGGAGAAAUUCACCAGAGAAGCCCCCAAAGGAGACCUUGAUGUUUUGAUCCAGCCUCUGUUGGAGCACUGCAGCUCAGAAAAGAUGACCACCUGGCUGGGUGUGGUAUAUGGUUAUAAAGGCUUACUGCUGCUGCUUGGCAUCUUCCUGGCCUACGAGACCAAGUCCAUCUCCACAGAAAAGAUCAAUGACCACCGAGCUGUGGGCAUGGCCAUCUAUAAUGUUGCUGUGCUGUGCAUGAUCACAGCUCCAGUCACCAUGAUCCUGUCCUCGCAGCAGGACGCUUCCUUCGCUUUUGCCUCUUUGGCCAUUGUCUUCUCCGUCUACAUCACUCUGGUGGUUCUGUUCGUCCCAAAGAUGCGACGCCUGAUCACACGGGGUGAAUGGCAGUCAGAUGCCCAGGAGACCAUGAAGACGGGUUCUUCCACCAAUAACAAUGAUGAGGAGAAGUCCAGACAGCUUGAGAGAGAGAAUAAGGAGCUGCAGAAAAUCAUCCAAGAGAAAGAAGAACGUGUGUCAGAGCUGAGAAAUCAGCUGUCUGAGCGCCAGGCCCUGCGAUCAAGAAGAAGAGCAUCUACCAUUACCAAUCAGAACAACAGUUCCCCUGCCCUCACCAUAACCCACAGUGACCCCAGAUCACUAGCACCUCCUCCAGGGUACCCUGCACCCACCACCGAUCUCCACUCCCAUCCCUUCGCAAACUCGUCCAGCCUCUACCAGCCAGAUAGCAAUAUCAGUCGAAAUAACUGCCACCCUAGUCGGCUGCAGCUGCUCUACAAGUGAACUACUAGUGAACAGGGUUAUAGUGUUCUAUGUAAAGGUGGAAAAAAUCAAGUUCAAACAUAAGUUUAAAAAAUAAAUCAGUAUCUGUUGGAGGAGCUCUUUCCAAAGACCAUUCCACCAAGGACCAGAGGAUAGCUAAUGUAAGGUCAUUGUUUAAGAAAUCAUCAGUAGGGUUUCCAUUUCAGUGGUUUUGUUUUUCGUUUCUCUCACAGCUAAAAUCUUGUUAAAUAUAAAAUUUUGUAUAUGUCAUUUUUCCAGUGAUUAUCCAUGUGCCAUCUAGAGUUUGUGAAAUUUCUCUAAAAGCGUAAGAUAUUCUUAGGAUAAAGUCAGCAUACUCACCAGUUAAUGUUCCAUGAAGAAGACAUGGGAACAAAAGAACAGAGUUGUUGUACUCCAGCAUGCACAGCUGACUUCCCCGAUGACUGCAAUUCUAAAAUCAAAGAUCCUACUCUUAGUUUUGUGCCACAGGCUUUAACACUGAAAAGUAUUCCAUCCAUUGGCAGCCUUGGCUAACGCUAUCUUGGGCAAAGUGGGUAGAAUUGUUAACUAAAGUGUAAUGUAGCUUCAUCCAGAUCUAGCUCCCACACUACUCUUGCAAUCCUAAACAGGAACUGUAAGGUUUAUUGUGUCCCCUUCUGUUACGUCCCCAGAAGCCAGGGGAUGAGGGAGAGUAACAAAUAUAAGGAAAACCGGGUAAAGAGGCAGGAAAACUGAUCAUGUGGCAGAGAAACAGUUUUAUUUACCAAAAGAAAAGAAACCCAAAAUCCGGCACAAAGCCGGUAUCACAAUUCUUGAAACGCAACAGUCGAGUUUAGGUACAACACCAGUCACCAACACAACACUUCAGCAGCUGGUCUGGCCCCAAAGGCAACGCUGAUCAGGGUGGCUGAGUAUAAACCUUCCCAGUUGAUUGUCAAGGAGCCACAGGUGCACCUGGCCACUCCUGCUGGGCGUAAUCUAAAAAAAAAAAAGAGAAAAGACAACCUACCUUAUCUACACACACACAAGAACGUAACACUCCCUCCCAUAAGAAUAAACACAUCUGUUUGGUUACACUCACUCCACACAAAUCUAGCAGCACUUAUAAAAAAACACUAAAUUAAUGCCACCGCUCAUCCACGGGACAGCGCAUGAGCCACUACUUUGUCAGCCCCCUUCUUGUGUUUAAUUUCAAUGUAGUAAUUCUGUGCCAACAGCACCCAACGCAUAAACCGCUGGUUGUGGUUAAACAUCUGAGUCAGGAAAGUGAGAGGAUUGUGGUCAGUGUAAACUACCACCGUUGUCAAACUCUGAGCUUCUGUCCAUCCUUGAUACACAUUUGUCCUACCUACCUGUGAUGAUCGAUGUGUGAGGACAUUGUUAGUCUGAUUCGCUCUCACCCCACUUUGUUUAGUGACGUGCCUUCCCGCACUCGUGAUUGAGCAUGAUAUCAAUGUUGAUGAUGCUACCCCCAUUAAACAACAUGCAUAUCAUUGUCCCUUGGAAAAAGAUGAAGAAAGAGGUUUAAUACUUGGUUGAAAAUGGCUUAGCCAAGCCCAGUUGCAGCCCCUGGAGCUCUCCAUGUUUGUUAGCUCCUAAGUCUGAUGGUACCCCUCAUUUCUGUUCGGACUUCAGGAAAGUUAAUGCGGUUACUGUGCCUGAUUCGUUCCCGUUGCCUCGCAUGGAAGAUUGCAUUGACAGCAUUGGUCCAGCGACAUUCAUCACAAAGUUAGAUCUAUUGAAAGGUUAUUGGCAGAUUCCACUAACCCCCAGAGCUUCUAAGAUCUCUGCCUUUGUUACACCUGACCACUUCAUGCAAUGAUGGCAUUUGGGAUGAGGAAUGCACCUGCCGCAUUCCAACGGCUAAUGCAGAUUGUGUUGGAGGAUGUACCAAACUGUAAAGUGUACCUUGAUGAUGUGGUGGUGUACUUGAGUGAAUGGGCCAGUCUGAAGGUGGUGUUUCAGCAACUUGCUGACGCCUUGCUAACUCUCAACCUUGCGAAGUGUGAGUUCGGUAAGGCUAUGGUAACCUACUUGGGGAAGCAGGUGGGACAUGGACAGGUCCGUCCAGUGGAUGCAAAAGUUGCAGCAGUGUUGACCUACCCAGUCCCCACUACCAGGCGUGAACUGAGAUGGUUUCUGGGCAUGACGGGGUAUUACCGUUGUUUCUGUAAAAACUUCUCAGUGGUUGUUGCCCCCCUGACCAGGUUGUGCAGUCCUGUAGUGCUGUUCCAUUGCACUAAUGAGUGUCAGCAUGCCUUUCAUGCUGCAAAGUCUCUCCUCUGCAGUGCUCCUGUGCUCGCUGCUCCUAACUUCUCCCGGCCUUUCAAACUAGAAGUCGAUGCCAGUGCCACUGGAGCCGGUGCUGUUUUACUACUACUACACACGGUGAUGGAGAUGUGUGCCAUCCAGUGAAUUACUGUUCAGCCAAGUUCAACUUUUUUUUUUUAGAUUACUCCCGCUGGGCAUAAUCUAAAAAAAAAAAAAAAAAAAAAAAAGAAAAGAGAAAACACAACCUACCUUAUCUACACGCACACAAGAACGUAACACCUUCCAGAAUUUAAGUUAAUAUAUGACUCUUCUCAUUGGACAUAAUGCUAUUUUUUACCACUGUAUGUAGUAAGCUGACCGAGCAUGCUUACCUUUGCAGCUCAUUUUGAGGCAGAUAAGGACGUUUUCUGGGCUUUUUUUCUGCUUUCACAAACCAAAACACAAGAGAUAAAGAGUAAGAAAUCAAGUAUACAGGCUCUCAGUUUUUAGAAUAUCAUUUCUGCAGCCUGCAACUGCAUAUUUAUGAUGUUUUUAAAUGUGGCACUCUUUACAAUGACAGUGUAGCAAAGGGUCAAGUAGAGGUGUUCAGACAUUGCUUAGUACUGGAAUUGAAUAUACGGACAGACUUAAUCAGUGAUACUAGUUUUGUGACUAAGUAAGUAACUGGUUGUAUUAAUUACUAAUAUGGUUUGUCAUUUCAGCUGGUCUUGUUAACUGUCUGGUGGUGGUUUUUGUAUUGAUAUUGGUCUCUGUUCAAAGAGACUGCAGUCUUAUACAUUGCUGUGUGUGUUCAUACUAAAGCCCUCACUGCAGAUCAACCUAGCCCUGUUGAUUCAAGGCUCAAAAAAGCUGAGGACAUGGACUCAAGAGCUGAAAUAGCAUUACAUGAGGCUAAAAGCAUCAAUAUAAACACCUUUACUGCCUGUGUUUAUUUUUAAGCUUAAACUCUGUCUGGGUUUUUCAUUCUCUUGUGAAAAGACUUAAUUUUCAAUCCCACAGUCAGAUUUUUUUUAUGUUGUUCUUCAGGGCUACAUUUUUUUUGUUUGUUUGUUUGUUUGUUUUAUGUUGCAUGUAGAAACAUACACCAAAGUGUAAUUUGGUGCAUGUUGUUGCAGUUGUUUCAUUUUGACAAAAAAAAAAUCAUUAAAAAAAGCACACCCAACCAGUAUCAACUCAUAUCUUUUUAAGCAGAUAAUGAAUUUCAGUUCUGUUGGAUUGGAAUUUGAAAUUUAUAGCUUAUGUUUCCUAAUUGUAUUAAAGACUUUUGAAAGAAAUUACUUUUUUUUUCCCUUUUUUUUAACGAUUGAGCAGGAAGCAAACACACUAACAGUGCAUUUCAAGUUCACCUGUUCUAUUUCAUCACUUUCAUCUGUUUUUGACAGUAUUUUUAGGGACUGAGGUAAAACAAAGCCACAUCACCUUGGAUUUGUCUUUAUUCAGAAAGAAAUUACUCUGACACAUACAGUCAUUAAUUUAUUCAGUGGGAAAAAGUGAGUCAAAGGGACAAAAGUCAACUAGUGAAAAAGAGACAUAGAUUCGAGUGGGUUGGUUCAAGUGGUUAGCCUAAACACAGUAAUCAGUAUAGGUUUCUGGAAUAACAGGAGCAUGAAUAGAUCUAUUAGAAAUAUUGAUUCUUGUCAAAGGCGUAGUAUUGAUGGACAUCCACCUCAGUUUAUAGAAUAUGCACAUUUUUCCCACCCACCUAAAGCACGAAAGACGUACAGGGCAUUGAUUUUGAAAACCCAGAGGUUUUCAAAAUCAAUGCCUGCCCCUGUCAGAAUGCCCUGCACACAGGCUGAUAAGCCAGAAAGGAAAACAGGAGGAAGUCUGACAUUAGGACAUUAUUUUCUCAAAAAGUCUGAGAACCAUCAGUUGUAUAUCACCAUGCAUUAUUCUUAAAGUUUGUUAAAAGAAAUGUUGUUUACUGGUUUGCUAACUAAUUUUAAGGUAAUUUCUUGUGAAAGUAACCGCUUUAAGCAUGUGGCUCAUUUACUUCAACCAUCCAAAAAAGACACAAAAGAGGACAGAAGAGUACAUCUUGCGGUGGUGUACUUGAGUGAAUGGGCCAGCCAUGUCUCUAGUCUGAAGGUGGUGUUUCAGCACCUUUACUAGCUCAAACAUUGAUAAAACUCACUUUACAAUAGAAAAAAACAUGGCAUUACAGGGAAGCUGAAUCCAUCAGAGGGAUAAUGGCAUGUUAUCACAUGACAUCAUCCCUCUGAUGGAUUCAACUUACCUGUAAACAUGAAAGAGUCAGAGUAAAACAUGUAUUGUACAUUGUCUAGCACAGUUUGUUUUCAGCUGUUUUACUGUUUAUUGUUUGUUUAAACUGUGGGUUUGAUCUCGAGGGUCAUUAAGAAACAGCCGGGGUGGAAAGCUGCAGACUACAACUGUAAUAGUUUGUUCUGACAACUAACACUGCCCACACAAACAAAAUAGUCCCCUCUGCCGUCUCUGGUUAAUAUUUGGCCAGUUUAGAGUAUCAAAACAACUUAUUCAGCAUUUGGUAACAAUCAUGGUUGUGGUAAAAAGAAACUUAUAGUGACUUUCAGUAGAAACCAAGAAACAAUCUUAGUGUCUAAACUGCAAACUUUAUAGGCCCACUCCACGUGGCCUUUACCAAUUUCACCUUAUCACCAUAGCAGCUGACACACAGUUCUCCCAAUUCACACCGCCAACAGUCUUAGCAACUUAAUCAGUAACAAGGAGGUUGAAGAUACCUGCAUGGCUUGAUGCCACAGUAACACAAUCGCACAUGUAUUUAUGAUCUGUGUGGACGGUCCCUUUUAGAGACUUUACAAUGACCUUUCUACAUGAGAAGUAUAAAUUGUUGAGUUUUUGAUUUUGCUGAUUUCUCUUUUGUACUGAACUUUUGUGUGAGGUUUCACACAGAAUUGUAAUUUUGCAUUAAGCUACCUAGCCUUUCCUGGAGCUUUUAACCACAUGUAAGUGUCUUCUUCAGCAAAUUGACUUUUUUUUUUAACCUACAUCUCUUUGUGAUACAGUUUUUUUUUUAAUUCAAUGUCAUGUUUGUUUCUUUGUCUGCAGUACAUGUUCAUACGGUCUUUUUUUUUUUUUUAACCAUAAACAC